AUGAAGAAGAUGAUUUGGCCGUGUUCUCAAAAGAGCGUUCUGGUGGACUCUCCGCUGUCUCUGUCGGGUGUUAUCUCCCUCUCGCCGUCUCUGUCGGAGCAGCCGGCCUUCCCAGCAUCCUCUGCCGCUCCCGCGCGGAAUAAGGGCAAGAAGAAGAAAGACCCGAACGAGCCGCAGAAGCCCGUGUCUGCUGAUCUGUGGUCUGUGUCCGGUCAGAAGAGCAUUCUGGUGGACUCUCCGCUGUCUCUGUCGGGUGUUAUCUCCCUCUCGCCGUCUCUGUCGGAGCAGCCGGCCUUCCCAGCAUCCUCUGCCGCUCCCGCGCGGAAUAAGGGCAAGAAGAAGAAAGACCCGAACGAGCCGCAGAAGCCCGUGUCUGCGUACGCACUCUUCUUCAGAGACACGCAGGCCGCCAUCAAGGGCCAGAACCCCAGCGCCACCUUCGGAGAAGUGUCCAAGAUCGUGGCCUCCAUGUGGGACAGUCUGGGAGAAGAGCAGAAACAGGUGUACAAGAGGAAGACAGAAGCUGCCAAGAAGGAGUAUCUGAAAGCCCUGGCAGCUUAUGAAGCGAAUCCGCUGUCGCAGCCGACUAUUGAAGUGUUAGACGCUCCGGCGUCUCCUCCGGAACCCGUCACGCCGCCGCGCUCCUCCCGCAUCCCGGUGCACGCGCCCGACAACAACACCAUCACCAACAUCUGCACCUCCAACAUCAUCCUGGACCUGCCGCAGGUGACCACGCGCUCGCGCACCGGCGCGCACAAACCGCAGGCCCCGCCCCCCGCCAACAAGAUCCUCAUCUCCAAGCAGCAGCUGCAGUCGCCGCGGCAACCCCCGCCGCUCCAGCAGAUGCAGAACACGCCCCCUCCCCCGCGCCUGCAGCAGAUGCUGCAUUCCCCGGCUCCGCCCCCUCUGCAGGCCAAACCGCGCGUGAUCGCCACGGCAACGCCGCCGCUGCAGAUCAAGAUCGUCCCGGUCGCUCAGAGCAACGUUAGCGCACCGAUCAUCAUAACGACCGCAGUGUUGCCAGCCGCCGAGGUGCCGCCCCCCGCUGCCAUAGUAACGGAUCUGUCGCCGACGGCAACCGAGGAGGUCGCUGAAGAAGGGAUGGAGGUGGAGCUGAAUGUGUCUCCGGUUCCAGACGCUCCCAGUGUGUGUGUCCGCGCCGGCUGCAACAACACACCCAUAGAGAGCAAAGACUGGGACCGAGAGUACUGCAGCAACGAGUGUGUGGCCACUCACUGCAGGGACGUGUUCAUGGCCUGGUGCGCCAUCAGAGGACAAAACUCAACCACCGUCACAUAGAAACACAUGAACACGGAUGAGUGUGUGUGUGUGUGUGUGUGUGUGUGUGUGGACUCACUUUUCAGCGUGAAUAAGAACAGCAGAAAAACCCAUCAAAGACUCGACGUUGAACUGUUAAAUGCUGCUUCACAUGCACACACUGACAGAGAAAAGCAGCAAAAAAAAAAAAUGUUUAGGAUGGAAAAAAUUAAUAUUUAAACAGAUUUGUAACUAUAUAUGAACGGAUGGAGGCCAUUUUUACCAGGUGUGUUUGUUCACAGCUGAAACACAUUUUAUGCAGGUACAGAAACCCGUGCUUGGGUUAUGGAUUGCAAUCUGAAAUAUUUCACAAUGCAACAACACACAAAAUCCAGCUUUGCUUAAAGCGGCUGUGUUUUUACACCUGCAUAGAGGGUGUUUCUGCCGUUGAGCACGUGUGUGUGUGUGUGUGUGAGUGAGUGUGAGUGUGAGUGUGUGUGUGAGUG
This is a messenger RNA of Sinocyclocheilus rhinocerous, 1763 nucleotides long. Its product is annotated as TOX high mobility group box family member 4-B-like. The record is from RefSeq and is a predicted model, not a curated record. Gene Ontology annotation, biological process: regulation of transcription by RNA polymerase II. Gene Ontology annotation, cellular component: nucleus. The coding region runs from base 1 to 1299 and encodes 432 amino acids. Gene Ontology annotation, molecular function: chromatin DNA binding. The transcript has 7 exons. NCBI's taxonomy places the organism in Eukaryota, Metazoa, Chordata, Actinopteri, Cypriniformes, Cyprinidae.